UUAGAGUGAAAAUGUUUCGAUUACUCUUUGUGUUGGCUCUUGCCUUUUUAUUGAGUUCCUUCGCAAAUUCACAGAACAAAUCUGCGAACCAGAGUCAUGGAACAGCAACAAAAUCAAACUGCUGUGCUUCACAAGCUGGAUACUGUAAAGAUGGAAAAGACGGAAAAGAUGGACAAAACGGAAAAGAUGGACGCGAUGGAAUAAACGGACGAGAUGGACGCGAUGGGACAUUUGGAGCAAAGGGAGAGAAAGGUGAACCAGGCAUGCAUGGUGUGAAUGUAAAUGCUAGCAUCAAGGGCGAGAAAGGAUCUAUGGGACAGAAAGGAUCACGAGGACAAAAGGGACAGAAAGGAUUGCCGGGAACAUGUGAUGACCUGAGCUCCUCGUCAUCCUCCGGGAAAAGGUGUUGUAAGAAAGAAUGUUCCACUGGUUUCCACUUCUUUGAGAAAGUUCAAGACUUACCAAGCAGAGGAGCUACAGCUGUUCAACAUUUUAUCAUUAACGGAAGUCUGUUCCUCACCAUUGGGAACAAUCGUGGAGAUAUUCAAAACCACAAGACAAGCUCCGUGGUUUACAAGAUGGAUGAACCGACUGAAAAGUUCACAUUGUACCAGACCCUACAAACUAGAGGUGCACAUGGCGUUGAGUACUUUUCUAUCGCUGACAAACAUUUCCUUGCUGUGGCUAAUUAUUGGGAUGGUACGUACCAACUUGACUCUGUAGUCUUCCAGUGGAACGGACGGCGGUUUGUGGUGUUUCAGAAAUUACCAACAAAAGGAGCUGCACACUUCAAGUUCUUCACAUCAAACAGAGAAAAAUAUCUCACAGUGGCAAAUCGUCAAGACGAAAGUACCUACUCAACAGAGUCAGUCAUCUACAAAUGGAAUGGCUUUAAGUUCAACAAGUUCCAAGAGAUAGCAACUGAAGGUGCCAUGGGAUGUACGGCAUUUGGAAUAAACAAUGUCACUUUCAUCGCUUUCGCCAACUAUUACAACUCUCAACAGAAGUAUUCUGUUCAGUCCACUGUCUUUAAGUGGUCAGGAGGACACUUUGUCAAACUGCAGUCUCUUCAAACUUAUGGUGCAUAUGACGUUAAGUCUGUUAAUAUCAAUGGUCACACAUUCCUCGCUUUUGCUUGCUACUACUCUGGAAGUUCCUACAACACUGACUCGUUUGUUUAUAAAUGGGAUGGUACCAAGUUCGUUCUUUUCCAAUCCAUUCCUACUCGUGGAGCCCUCGCUUGGCAUCCUUUCGUGAUCAGCAGUCAUACCUACCUGGGUGUGGCCAAUUUCCAAAGCGGCAGCCAGAAAAAAAACAUUCAGUCAGCUGUGUACCAGGCCUCUGGAUCACAGUUCGUCAAGUAUCAAGAGAUUUCCACCCAUGGAGCUCGUGAUAUGACAUCAUUUGAAUACAAAGGUCACACUUAUCUGGCAGUAGUAAACUACUACAAUCAGAAGUACAACAUAAACAGCGCUUUGUACAAGUGGGUGUAGAAAUAGGGACAAAAGACGAAAAGCGUAAUGACCAAGAGUCUUAGCUGCUUAUGCAUUGGUGUAGUGAUAGUAUUUGUUCAAUAAUCGAAGAAAAAGGUUUAGAUUUAUGGAUUGAUUGUCAAAAUUGGUUCUUUGAUAAAUGAGUGUUUAUCCGCCUCUUUAAAAGUAAAAGUAGCAAUAAAGCUGUGCAUUGAACAUUAUA
Messenger RNA from Pocillopora damicornis (cauliflower coral), 1695 nucleotides. RefSeq lists its product as uncharacterized. NCBI's taxonomy places the organism in Eukaryota, Metazoa, Cnidaria, Anthozoa, Scleractinia, Pocilloporidae. The record is from RefSeq and is a predicted model, not a curated record.